AUGGUGAUUCUUGAACCUCAUGUGGUGGAGGUUAUAAUAUCAGUACUGUAUGCUCUGUGGAAGGCCCGAAAUACUGCUGUGUGGGAUGUCCUACUGCCUAAGCCGGUUGAUGUGUGGUCAAGGGCGGCUGCUGCUGCUUAUGAUUGGACCAAGUUCACUGCCCCGCUGGCACGGGUGAUACGGCCUGCUGCGCUAGAUCUCACGCCUAGCUCUCCUUUGCCGCCGAAUGAACAACAGUCGCAUUUGCAUUGUUACGUGGAUGGAGGCUUUAAAGCUACAUCGCGUGAGGCAACUUUUGGCGCCAUGUUAUUGACUGCUAAUAAUAACUUCGUGGCUGCUAUGAAUGGCAGGUUGGCGGCAUGCGUGAAUCCCCUCAUGGCGGAAACACUCGCAUGCAAGGAGGUUCUAUCGUGGUUAAAGAAUCGUGUGUCGACCCCUGUUCGUUUGUACACAGAUUGUUCAUCUCUCCUUCGCCUGUUGACAAAAUUUGUGCCUGAACCCCGUUCUUAUGUGGGUAUUGCGGUGUCUGAUUGUAGGCGUAUUUUGUGUUCUUUUCCUCUUUGUUCUAUUGGUUUUGUUCUUAGAUCCUCCAAUUUACUAGCUCAUGUUUUAGCUUGUGAGGCCUAUUCUCAGGCUACUCCGAUGUUUUGGGAUCUUUUCCCUCCUGACUUUGUUGCUCCUUUAUUCCAUUAA
Messenger RNA from Ipomoea triloba (trilobed morning glory), 693 nucleotides. RefSeq lists its product as uncharacterized. The record is from RefSeq and is a predicted model, not a curated record. Gene Ontology annotation, molecular function: RNA-DNA hybrid ribonuclease activity; nucleic acid binding. The coding region runs from base 1 to 693 and encodes 230 amino acids. The transcript has a single exon. Lineage: Eukaryota; Viridiplantae; Streptophyta; Magnoliopsida; Solanales; Convolvulaceae.